Messenger RNA from Clonostachys solani, 966 nucleotides. Lineage: Eukaryota; Fungi; Ascomycota; Sordariomycetes; Hypocreales; Bionectriaceae. The record is from the annotation of a GenBank genome assembly.
AUGGACACGGGACUACCGCGUCCAAUUGCUCCCAUGGCUCUGAGCCCGAGCAAUGAGCUCCACAGGGUUGAGAUGGCUCGCAAGGCCCUGCAGAAGGACCAGACCCUCACCAAUCGCCAAUCCAAUGCCAUGAACAAAGCCAUCGAGCUUCUCAGCGAAUCCAAGAAAGGCGGACGGAAUGGUCGAUACCACUCGCGCGACCUUCUCCUCGAUAUCUACCAUCGCUUUGGUAUCGAUGUGCUCCUCUUAUGUAGUGCCUCGCUAUCCAUCACGAAGCUGGGCGAGAUGAAAAGAAACGCCACCCAAUUCUUCUGCGAGCUAGGAGCGUGGAAGAUGUCCGCUGAGAUUACCCCAGAGGUUCAUGAUCUGGCCAUGAAGCUGUUGGCCCCGGUGCUGUCAGAGAUUACGGCCAAGAAAACAAACGAGACUGAAGCCUUAGAAUCUGACUCUACUCGCAAUGAUGGGAAAGGCAAACGGAAGCUGGUCGUCAAGAAGAAGCCGACACCCGCCAAACGUAGGAGAGUUGGUUUGAGUGAAGAGCCCGUGGACAACACCCCAGGCCCCGGCGGAUGGAGAGUUCAACAUCCCACACCCAAUGAGCAGAGUGUAGAUGCAAACAGCUACGCUAGGACCGAAUGCGAUGAAUCGGUGAAGGAGGAGUCCCAGACGCCCCCUGCCUCGCACUCCACCAUCACAGUUGCUCGUACCUCAGAGGAUGGUGAGUUCAGCCUAACCAUACAUGGAGCUUCAAUGCUAAUAGAGAAUGGAAUAGUUCCGCUGUAUGCGACCGUGGUGAAGCUGAAGACUAUGGAUAUCUUAACGGCGAUCGUUCUCCAGGGGGGCCCCGAUGGCUACUUGACCAUUCCAGAUAACGAAGGGUUAACGAAGCCUUUCAUCACAAUCCAGUGCCCAAUGCCACUGGCUCUCGGCUUUAAGGCCAACAAAGAGCCCAUGAAAUGGUCUUGA